AUGGGUGGUUGGUUAGCGACAGUUGACAAGAAAAAGACUCACCAAGAAAUACGAAAACUAAUCCGUGCGCAAGCCGACAAUAAGGUUUGCAAUAACUACGGAUUUUGGAUUGGUCUACAUGAUGCUAGUAAUCCAAAAACAUCCAGACAUAAGGGCCAACCUGACAAGUUUUCGUGGGUGCACGAACAGUGCCACGAUUUCCAGGUCUGGGAAACAAAUCAACCCAAUGACAACGAUAAACAGGACAGUAAUGGUCAGAAUUGCGUUCAGUUGUGGUACAGACCAUCGAAAAAAGGUAACUUCGAUGAUGAAUACUGUGGAGAACCUAAAGGAUACGUCUGUCAGUUUGAAGAAGUAUGCCCUUGUAUCAAUCAAGGUUUGGAGUAAGACGUGGUCGGCGGAAAAUAAUCUUGCGAUAGACGUGCUUUUAAUCAGACCAACUCAAACCCAUUAACCUGUUACGGCUAUGCCAAUAGUACGGGGUAAAUAAAACAGCAUUUGCCCAAGAUACGAUACAUGAUUACG
Messenger RNA from Saccoglossus kowalevskii, 525 nucleotides. Its product is annotated as perlucin-like protein. The record is from RefSeq and is a predicted model, not a curated record. NCBI's taxonomy places the organism in Eukaryota, Metazoa, Hemichordata, Enteropneusta, Harrimaniidae.